Messenger RNA from Zonotrichia leucophrys gambelii, 1769 nucleotides. It is a transcript of the gene TGFB1, whose product is annotated as transforming growth factor beta 1. Gene Ontology annotation, molecular function: cytokine activity; growth factor activity. Gene Ontology annotation, cellular component: extracellular region. The transcript has 8 exons. NCBI's taxonomy places the organism in Eukaryota, Metazoa, Chordata, Aves, Passeriformes, Passerellidae. The coding region runs from base 414 to 1652 and encodes 412 amino acids. Gene Ontology annotation, biological process: transforming growth factor beta receptor signaling pathway; regulation of cell population proliferation. The record is from RefSeq and is a predicted model, not a curated record.
CGAAACCGGGGCCAAAAGCGGCGAAAUCGGGAAAAAAGGGACAAAAAACCGGACAAAAUCGGGUAAAAAAAAAAGGGAAAAAAUCGGGCAAAAAAAGCGGCGAAAUCGGGAAAAAAGGAUAAACCGGGAGCACCCGGGAUAAAGCGGGACCGAGCGGGAUUGGCCAGGGACAAACCGGGACCGGCGGGGACCACCCGGGACAAACCGGGAGCACCCGGGAUAAAGCAGAGACAAAGCGGAACCACCCGGGACAAAGCGGGACCGACCAGGGUCAAACCGGGGCCACCCGGGACAAAGCGGAACCACCCGGGACAAAGCGGGACCGAACCAGGACAAGCGGGAAGGAUCGGGAGCACCCGGGACAAAGCGGAACCGGUGUUUAUCCCAGCAUCCGCUGCCCAGCCCCUCCCAGGAUGCCGCCGCCGUCCGUGCCGCCGUCCGUCCCGCUGUCCGUCUGCCUGUCCGUGCUGCUGCUGCCCGUGCCGUGCCGCGCCCUGGGCACGUGCCGCACGCUGGACCUGGAGGCGGCGCGGCUCAAGCGCAUCGAGGCCGUGCGGGGCCAGAUCCUGAGCAAGCUCCGGCUGCCGGCGCCGCCCGCGGAGCCCGGCCCGGCCCCGGCGCUGCCCGAGGAGGUGCGGGCGCUCUACAACAGCACCCGCGAGCUGCUGCGGCAGCGGGCGCGGCUGCGCGAGAGCCAGGAGAGCCAGGAGACACAGGACUACUACGCCAAGGAGCUGCUGCGCUUCCCCAUGGAGAGCCCCGGGGACGGUGACCCGGAGCUCUGGCGCCCCUCCCCCCGCAGCCUGUAUUUCCGGUUUAACGCCUCGCGGGUGCGGGCGGGGCUGGGCCGGGCCGAGCUGAGCCGGGCCGAGCUGCGCAUGCUCAAACAGGGCACGGGGCAGGGGGCGGCGGCGGGGACAGCGGGGACAGCGGCGGGGACAUUGGGAGCGGAGCAGAGAGUGGAGCUCUACCAGGGUUUCGGGAACUCCUCCUGGCGUUUCCUGCACGGCCGCUCCGUUCGCGUCACCGCCGAGGACGAGUGGCUCUGGUUCGAUGUCACCGACACCGUCCGGCAGUGGCUGCGCGGCUCCGAGCCCCUGGGGCUGUUCCGCCUCAGCGCCCACUGCGCAUGCGAGCCCGAGCCCGGCGAACACGGCGACGGCCCCGCCCUCAAAAUCAACAUCGAAGGGUUUGAGCAGGAGCGCGGGGACAUGCAGAGCAUCGCGCGCCGGCACCGCCGCGUCCCGCACGUCCUGGCCAUGGCGCUGCCGCCCGAGCGCGCGCAGGCCCUGCCCGGGCACCGCCAGCGGAGGGCGCUGCAGGGACAGCACUGCGGGGGCCCCGAGGAGCAGAGCUGCUGCGUGCGCCCCCUGUACAUCGAUUUCCGGCGGGACCUGGAGUGGAAGUGGAUCCACGAGCCGCGGGGGUACAUGGCCAACUUCUGCGGGGGGCCCUGCUCCUACAUCUGGAGCGCCGACACCCACCACACCAAGGUGCUGGCCCUGUACAACCUGCACAACCCCGGCGCCUCGGCCGCGCCGUGCUGCGUCCCGCAGAGCCUGGAGCCGCUGCCCAUCGUCUAUUACGUGGGGCGAAAGGCGCGCGUGGAGCAGCUCUCGGGGAUGGUGGUCAGCGCCUGCAAGUGCAGCUGACCCCGAAACCCCCCGGAAUCCACCCCAAAAAAACCCCAUCCCACCCCUAAAAAUUUCUACAUUUACCCCGAGAAGUUCCUGGCUUUGUUGGAUCAAUAAAUUUUAUUUAAUUUCUAA